AUGCGGCCAUCAAACAGUUGCCGUCGUCUCUACCGGACCGAAGGAGAUCACGGCCAAAAGGUCCAGAAAAAGCCAGGCGUACGUCAUACCGAAACAGGGGAGGGCAGUUCAGGAUGGGUCCUCGGGGAGAAGAAAGCGACCCGUCGCCCUGAGAAAGACAUUUUUAACUGGACAGCCUGCGGAGGGGGGACAGAGAGAUACGGAGAAGACGACGUGAAAACAGAGCGCCUCCGCCACCGGAAGCCCUGGCGCCGCCCCGGCUCCUCCGCCCCCGUCGAUUUCUUCAUCCGCGAGAUCUUUGCUCUUCGACGCCUCCGCCACCGCCACAUCAUCUACCUCCACGAGGUCCUCGCCUCCCGGUCCAAGGUGUACCUCGUCCUCGAGUUCGCGCGGGGCGGGGAUCUCUCCUCCCGCUUGAACUCCCGCGGCCACUUUUCGGAGGAGCUCUGCCGCCGGAUCUUUCGUCAGCUCCUUUCGGCCGUCGCCUACCGCCACUCUCGCGGCGUCUUUCACCGGGACCUCAAGCCCGAUAACCUCCUUCUCGACGACACCGGCAACCUCAUGGUCUCCGACUUCGGCAGCCAACGCGGGACGCGAGGAUUCAAGGCGCCGGAGAUCCUAUCAAGGCAGGAUUACGACGGGACGAAGGUGGACAUUUGGUCGUGCGGGGUGAUCCUCUACCGGCUCAACGCCGGCUACCUCCCCUUCAAGGACCACGACAACCCCAUGUCGCUCUACCGCGAGAUCCACCACCAAGGCCACCGCAGCUUCCCCCUCCGGACGCCACCCGCUCUCCGCCGCCUCAUCGCCCGACUCCUCGAUCCCAACCCCGCCACCCGCAUCUCCAUUGAUGGCAUCCUCCGCGACUCCUGGUUCGCCAAGGACUUUGACGCCGACCAGUGGGCGGCCAUGAUGCGGCCCAGCCGCAACAACCCCGGCGCCGGGCAGCACGACCGCCGGCUUGGCGGUGAGCUCACCGCCUUCGACAUGAUCGUCUCCUCCCCGGGGCUCGACCUCUCGGGCCUCUUCCUGGAUACGGCGUCGCGAGAGCGAUUCGCAUCGGUCGAGCCGGUGGACAAGAUCAUAGACCGGGUCGAGCAGGUGGGGAAGGCAGACGGCUUGUCAGUGGUGAGGGAGGAGUGGGAGAGGCGGUCGGGCGCGGUGGUCGAGGGGCAAAACGGAGAUUUCAUGCUGAAGGUGGAGGUUUACCGGUUAACCGGCGACACCUCGGUGGUGGAGGUGGAGAUGGAGGUGUGCAGCGGAGCGGUCGGAAGAUUCUGGACCGAGAAGCUGAGGCCGGCGUUGGUGGACCGGGUCGGAGACCGCUGA
Musa acuminata AAA Group (dessert banana) is the source of this 1329-nucleotide messenger RNA. RefSeq names its product CBL-interacting serine/threonine-protein kinase 14-like. The transcript is spliced from 3 exons. Bases 1 to 1329 code for a protein of 442 amino acids. Lineage: Eukaryota; Viridiplantae; Streptophyta; Magnoliopsida; Zingiberales; Musaceae. Gene Ontology annotation, biological process: signal transduction; protein phosphorylation. The record is from RefSeq and is a predicted model, not a curated record. Gene Ontology annotation, molecular function: protein serine/threonine kinase activity; ATP binding.